This is a messenger RNA of Thrips palmi, 758 nucleotides long. Its product is annotated as V-type proton ATPase 16 kDa proteolipid subunit-like. Gene Ontology annotation, cellular component: proton-transporting V-type ATPase, V0 domain. The coding region runs from base 131 to 634 and encodes 167 amino acids. NCBI's taxonomy places the organism in Eukaryota, Metazoa, Arthropoda, Insecta, Thysanoptera, Thripidae. The record is from RefSeq and is a predicted model, not a curated record. Gene Ontology annotation, molecular function: proton-transporting ATPase activity, rotational mechanism. The transcript has 3 exons. Gene Ontology annotation, biological process: proton transmembrane transport.
GCGGCGUCACCGGCCGUCACAUGAACGCCGCCAUCAGUCGCGCGAGGCAGGACCAGCAGGACAAGCAGGCCGAGCCGCACGCGCCGUUUCCUUCCACUUUUUGAACCCCGAGCGGAAUUCCGACGCCGACAUGUCUUCGACAGACCCCACGGACGCCCUGCUCCAGGGCGAGCCCAUCUACACGCCCUUCAUCGGCGUCAUGGGCGUCGCCGCCUCCAUCGUGCUGAGCUCGCUCGGGGCGUGCUACGGCACGGCCAGGUCCGGCGCGUCCAUCUCCGCCGUGGGCGUCAUGAAGCCCGAGGUGGUCAUGAAGAGCAUCAUCCCCGUGGUCAUGGCGGGUAUCGUGGCCAUCUACGGCCUGGUGGUGGCCAUCCUCAUCAUCACCAAGCUGGGCACCCCGCCAGAGUACACCAUGUUCAGAGCAAUAGUGCACCUUGGCGCUGGCCUGGCCUGCGGCGGGUCGGGCCUGGCCGCGGGCUACGCCAUCGGCGUCGUUGGCGACCACGGCGUGCGGAACUCGGCGCUGGAGGACAAGCUCUUCAUCAGCAUGGUCCUCAUCCUCAUCUUCGCCGAGGUGCUGGGGCUGUACGGCCUCAUCCUGGCCGUGUUCAUGUACGCCAACAGCUCCAACUAGAGCCGGACCACGCGAAGGACGAGGAGUUUGAACACCGCGAGAAAAGCCUUACUUGUAUAUACUUGUAAAAAAAAUGUAUUUGUAAACUUAAGUAUUGAUUAAUAAAAAUCCAUUCCCCGCCUCA